Molecule: messenger RNA, 4344 nt
Organism: Poeciliopsis prolifica (blackstripe livebearer)
Lineage: Eukaryota; Metazoa; Chordata; Actinopteri; Cyprinodontiformes; Poeciliidae
Gene: agps
Product: alkylglycerone phosphate synthase
Exons: 20
Coding region: 48-1961 (637 amino acids)
Biological process (GO): lipid biosynthetic process
Molecular function (GO): alkylglycerone-phosphate synthase activity; FAD binding
Source: RefSeq, a predicted model, not a curated record
GCGAGCUCCGUGAGAUCAGUUCCCUCCCUCCACAACACGGAAGCAGCAUGGCGUCCAACAUCAGCGGAGACGAAUCCAGCAGGCAUCAAACAGCUCGGCACAGACUAAGCGUUAUCGCCGGGCAUCUACAGAGACCCUCAGACCGAAAUGCGGCCCUCCUAGCCGUGGACUGCAAAGCCCAGGGGAGCAAACCGAAUGUCAACUCCAGUGACGGGGGCGAGGGGAGAACGGUGCCCAGGAGAAGGCAGGAGAUUAUGAAAUGGAACGGCUGGGGAUACAGCGACUCCAGAUUCCUCUUCAACAAAAAAGGCCAAGCAGAAUUUACUGGGAAAAGGUAUAGACUGAGUGGGAUGAUCAUCCCUGGCCUGAAAGACUGGAUGGAAGGCACGUUUGGAGCCAAUUUGCAGCAUAAAACGCAAGCAACACCUGUUCUGAAUACCAGUGCUGUGCAGCCUCCUACACUAAAUGAGGCCUUUGUGGAGGAACUGAAGUCCACAGGUAUUCCCUUCUCUCAUGAAGCAGAAGAUCGGGUUUUUCGAGCCCACGGCCACUGCCUACAUGAGAUCUUUGCCCUGAGAGAGGGGAAAAUCGGCCGUGUUCCAGAUAUGGUUGUGUGGCCAAAUUGUCAUAAUGAUGUAGUGAAAAUUGUGGAGCUGGCUUGCAAACAUAAUGUUUGUUUGAUACCUUAUGGAGGAGGGACUAGUGUAUCUAGUGCCCUAGAGUGCCCACCGGAGGAAACUCGAUCGAUUGCCUCUCUGGAUACAUCACAGAUGAACCGUAUUUUGUGGAUUGACGAGAAAAAUUUAACUGCCCACGUGGAGUCUGGGAUUGUUGGUCAGGAUCUGGAGAGACUGCUUAAUGAGAGCGGCUACUGUACGGGGCACGAGCCCGACUCCAUGGAGUUCAGCUCCCUGGGGGGAUGGGUUGCCACGAGAGCAUCGGGCAUGAAGAAGAACAUCUAUGGCAACAUUGAAGAUCUGGUCAUCCAUAUUAAGAUGGUUACUCCUCGAGGUGUGAUUGAAAAGAGUUGCCAGGGACCACGGAUGUCCACGGGUCCAGACAUUCACCACUUCAUCUUGGGCUCUGAAGGAACCCUUGGUGUCGUUACUGAAGUAACAAUUAAAAUCCGUCCCAUGCCAGAGUAUCAGAAGUAUGGCUCUGUGGUGUUCCCCAAUUUUGAGCAGGGUGUUGCCUGUCUUCGAGAGGUGGCUAGACAGAGGUGUGCUCCAGCAUCUAUACGGCUCAUGGAUAAUGAACAGUUCAAAUUUGGUCAUGCCCUGAAGCCACAAGUAUCUUCAAUUUUCACAUCAUUUCUGGACGGACUAAAGAAGUUUUACAUCACCAAGUUCAAAGGGUUUGACCCUAACCGCUUGUGUGUGGCCACCCUGCUGUUUGAAGGAGCCCGUGAGAAGGUGCUGCAGCACGAGAAGCAAGUUUAUGACAUUGCAGCAAAAUUUGGGGGCUUGGCAGCAGGAGAGGACAAUGGACAGAGGGGCUACAUGUUGACCUUCGUCAUCGCUUACCUCCGGGACUUAGGAAUGGACUACUAUGUGAUAGGGGAGUCUUUUGAAACCUCUGUGCCUUGGGACAGGGUUUUGGACAUUUGCCGGAAUGUGAAGGCACGCAUCGUGCGAGAGUGUAAAGACAAAGGAGUUCAGUUUCCACCUUUAUCAACUUGCAGGGUGACUCAGACGUAUGACGCUGGCGCCUGUGUCUACUUCUACUUUGCCUUCAACUACAGAGGACUCAGUGAUCCGGUGCAUGUGUACGAACAAGUGGAGCAUGCAGCUAGAGAAGAAAUCCUUGCCAACGGAGGGAGCUUGUCACAUCAUCAUGGAGUGGGGAAACUUCGGAAGGAGUGGAUGAGGGAGACCGUCUCCAACGUCGGCGUGGGGAUGCUCAAGUCUGUCAAGGACUAUGUUGACCCAAAUAACAUCUUUGGCAACAGAAACCUCCUCUAAGUCCAAGUUCCCAUCCAUUAUCUCACCCUUUAUUUCAUUUUUUUCUAAAAACUUCCAGUGCAUUUUGGAUUAACAGCUACUAAAUGUGAAUUUAAAACACAGAUCUCAUCAAACAUGUCUCUCGGUGCCAUUUAAUGAUUCACUCUCCACUUUCACCAUACGUCGCACUUAAUCUGCUCAGCUUCUUCUAACAAGAUUCAAUGGGUGUAGCAAAACAUUGACCUAUCUCAGAUUUGCUUCCUGAACACCUUUGCCAACAUAGAAGAAGCUGUGUUAUGGUCCUCCUGUGAGUGUGUGUGUAUGCUUGGCACUACUUUAGUGGUAAGUAAAGCUCUGUGCCUUUCUAAAGCUUGUGUCUGCCUUUCCUCCUUCAUGUCCCACAUUUGUCCUUUCUCGUCUCUUGUCGUUCUGACCUUAUGCCAUAUUAGACGUGUUCAAGGACCGAGUGUAUCUGUGGGUGCCUGUCCUCCUGCCCCAAUCAGUUUGGGUCCACUGAUUCCAAGCCCAUGUUUUGUACGAUUGCUGAAAAAAAUAAGCAUACCUUUGUGUGUUUAGUUUUUGUACUGAAAGCUUUUACGCGGAGUGGUUUGUAACUUAUGAAGAGAAGUGGAAAUUGAAGCCAUUUUGAACAUGUUUCUCUUUUGGAGGGAGGGGCCUGUAAACGGUGGUGCUCACGUCGAACCAAAGACUUGAAUCAUCAGAUUGUGUCUGAUGCAGUGCACGUGAGAAGUUUACUCAUCAUUGGCAUUAAUCUUGAUUUUUGAUCUCUUAAUUGAUUUAUUCCAUCCUGGAAUGCUUAUGUGACAACUUCAAAUAAUUUUAGAAACAAGAAUUAGAUGAAGAGAUUGAAAGGAUUCAGCAGGAUUCUUUGUGAAUUCAGUCUUUGUAGCAUCUUUGCUAUAGUUAAUGUCAGGGUUUUUAAAAAAGCUCAGUGCUAGCCUGCUUUAUGGACUCUAAAGCUAACUGUAAUCAUUUCCUGUUGAAAUCUCAUCUGACUCAAACUUUCACCCUCAAAUGAAUGAUGAUUGGUAUGAAUAAUCAGAAAUUAUCCAAAAAUCACAAAGAAUCGAGCCGACUGUGCACUGGAAACGAUUAUAAAAUCAAUGUUACUGUCCACGUUGCUGACCUGAAAAGAAGAUCCCAGAUAAAACCUUUAAAUUCUGAUAUCAAGAGUCAAAGGUCAAAACCAACUGUCAAAUAUGAUACAGCAUACUCUGGGGCUGCUUUGCUGCCAUUAUUACUGAUUAAUUCCACAAAGUAGAUUGGAUAAUAAAGUAACUGGACUACUUCUUAAUUCUUCAACUUCAGCUUACAGCGACACUGAUGACUGGAAGUUGGGAACUAGAAUUUUCUAUGCCAGUGAUCCCAAAUACCACCAAGUUAGUUUUUGGUUCAGAUAAAGCAGACUUAGGUCAGCUUUUGAGAAUCUCUGACAAGAAGCUGGGUCAUGUUUAAAAUCCAAGAAGCCUAUCAAUUUAUUAAAAUCAACAUCAUCAGUUAUACAGUUAUACCAAAGCCACUCUGGAGAAUGGUUUUGUGGUCAAAGGAAACAACAGUGGAGCUGUUCAACAAUAAUCAUGAGAUUCAUGUUUGGGGGAGCCUUCUACACCGGGACUUCCAAACUGUACCAAAUGUCAAGCGUGGUGGUAGAAGCAUCAUGCUAUGGGCUUGUUUUGCUGUCAUACAGUUGGUUCCAACAGGACAAUGAUCCCAAACACACAUCAAACUACACAAAAUAGGCUAGCAUUAAGAUUUUGGUUAUUUAAAGGGAACGUGUUAUUAAACACAUUUUUUUAAUUAUGGAGAUUUCUCUCAAUGAUGAGUGCAAACCUCUUAGUGGCACAUUCUUCAUUGUCAUGCAGUCACUUCAUUCGUUAAACUGUUUUUUUUUCCCUAUUAGUAUAUGCAAAGAUUACCAUACUGACAGAUCCUGACAUGUAAAUAUUUAUGACUGUUACACAUGCUAAAAGAUUCUGCUCAAACCACACAUCUUUAAUAAGUUUGUCCCUCGAGAGAGUCCUUGAAGAAUCGAGUAGUUUAGUGUUUCUAUAUUGUCUAAAAGCUUUUAUGAACUCAUACUGUAAUGUGCUACAUUUUGAUACUGAUCUUGUACCCAUUUAGCUGCUCGUUCUCUGAUCUUUGCCUCAUUUUUUGUUGAUUAAAUAUAACAUGUUGAUUAACAAUGAACCCUCUCCAGAUAAAUUAGAUCUCUGAGACCUGACUUUUUACCCCAUGUGUCAAAAAACAUGCCUUUGAAUGUUAUCGCUUUUACCUCUUUUUUUGUUUUGUUUUGUUUUUUUUUGUCAAAUUUUCCCUUCUCAGCAUCAACAUUGAGUACAUUUUGUCAAUGCUGUUUGUGCAAUAAACUAAAGUAAAAACAUCA